GCGCGGGGCCCGGGGCGGCGGCUGCCUCAGGGCUGCGGGUGCGGCGGGAGCUCCCGGCGGGGCUGAGGGCAGCGGAGCAGCCCCGCGCUCUGGCCUGGCGCUCGGGAACGGCUCUUCCCGGCCUCUCGCUCCCGAGAGUUCGUCGGAGCCGAGGAAGCUGCGGAGUUACGUUUCAGAUUUCUUCGGAUGGAAGCCUGCUUUAGGGUCAGACAUCGUAAUGGAUGAGGUCAAUUUGGUGGUGCCCAUCAGUAAAGAUACCUAUGAAGCUCUUAAGAGAAGAGAAAACUGUCUAAAUAAGCUCGUUUCCAAAAAGUUUGCUUGUACAUUGGCCUUCAGAAAAGCAGCAAAAAGCACUGGUGAAGUAUACAGGAAAACAGUAAAGUCGGGCAUUGACGUUUGUGUUUAUAAGGAUGAUCUCGCAAGACACAAGGUUGAUGCCGUGGUGAAUGCAGCCAAUGAGUAUCUGGAACAUGGAGCAGGUCUUGCUCUUGCCCUUGUAAAAGCUGGAGGGCCAGAAAUAAAAGAAGAAAGCAAGCUUUAUGUUCAAAGCUAUGGAAAAGUCCAAGUUGGUGGUAUAGCAGUGACAGGUGGAGGUAAGCUUCCUUGUAAGAAAAUCAUUCAUGCAGUUGGUCCUAGGUGGUGUCUUCCUGAAAAGGAAAGAUGUUGUGAGCUACUUCAGGAAGCUAUUUUGAAUGUUCUGCUUUAUGUUAGUGCUCCAGGAACAGCUUUAAAGUCUGUGGCUAUCCCAGCAGUGAGUUCAGGUGUCUUUGCCUUCCCAAUUGAUUUGUGUUCUAAAGUGAUUGUAAUGGCUGUAAAGGAAUUUGUUGAGGCAAGUCCACCAAGCUGCCUCAGGGAAAUCCGCCUGGUGAACAUUGAUGAGUCUACAGUCGCAGCAAUAAAGAAGGCCUGUGAAAAGUUUCUGGGUGAUCCCAGUUCACUUGAAGACACUGUGCCAGCUUCACUAAGCCAGUCUUCACCUUACCUCGCACACAAAAACAUUCGCUUGCGCAUCGUAGAACAACACCCAGAAAAUCUGAAGAAUACAGCUAUUGUUAACCUCAUGAAUGCAAGGGAUGGGCCUUCCUCUCAAUCUUCAAGACUGCUGGAAAAAGAGGAUCCAGCUUUUCAGAUGGAACUUGAGCAUUGUCUUCAACAUCCGAAACAUUUUAAGGAGCCCCUGAUAAUGAAAACACAUCAGCUGCCCUCUACAUUUGUGCUGCACGUGAUAUUGCAAUGCCAGCACCCGGUGUUACAGCUUGAGGAAUUGAAGGAUGCAGUGAAAAGAUGCCUGGAUCACUUUCAGGAGGACUCAUCUCCCUCAGUUUCUUUUCCAAUAAAUUGGUCACCAAAGCUGCCUGUUGACCUAGUGGCAGAGACCAUGAUUGAAGCAGUUUUAAAUUUUGCCAGGGCACAUCCUAGGAAGAAGAAAGAAGUGCAGUUUGUUAUUUGCCCAGAUGACCGUGCUGCCUGUGAGGUUGUCCGGAGAAAAUUUUAUUCAGCAAAAUGCAAGCUGGAAAACAAAAGUGAUCCUUUGAGUGCAGAGUCAGGCAGUCAAACUGCAAAAGAGCCUGCAAGCAAUGAAGCCAUGAUUGAACUUAAAGGGUGCACACCCACAGCACUGGAGGCAGCAGAAUCGUGGCUCCAACAUGUAAUGAAAAUUCAGGAGGGUUCCCAUGCUGUUAUUGAAAACAACUACAUUUUCUGCCUUGGUAAAGAGGAGUUUGCAGAACUCUCUCGACACCAGCCUUCUAGUGUAUGUGUGUCAGAAAAAGUGAGAGAUGGACGAGCAAAACUGGAACUUCAGGGCCCUCCUGAUGUUUUGAUUGAUACAGUGCUUGCAACUGAAGAAUUACUGCGUCGUGUGCAAGAGAAGACUAUUGCUGAGCAAGAGAAACUGCUCUACUCAAUGUGGCAAGCAGAAGCAGGCCAGCUUCCAGAAGAAGACUUUCACAAGACAAGUGCUGCUGACUGCAUCCAGAUUUCACCAGUAGAGUGCCACCUCCAGGAGUUUAAAGACAGACAGAAAGAGUUUGAAAAAGCUGGACUUCGUGUUCUCAGGAUUGAAAAGAUACAUAAUCCACUUCUAUCUGCUGCAUUCCAACAAAUGAAAAAAACAGUAGAUGGUAGCACCAAAACAACUGAAAAGUUGUACCAGAAUGUUCCUGCAGAGUUCUGUUGCUCAGUUUGCCAAACUGGAUUUCACAGGAUGUAUUCUCCACCAGAAGAACAAAAAUAUGGAGCUGGCAUCUACUUCACAAAGAACCCGAGGUACCUGACCAAGGAUAAAGCCACAUGGGAAAUGGAGUCUAAAAUGUAUGUGUUUGAGGCUGAUGUAGUAACUGGCAAAUACACUACAGGCCUGCCAUCCUGCAUUAUACCACCAGCACUGGAUAAGAAUGCCUUUACAUUAUAUGACAGUUUAGUAGAUAGUUUGUACAAUCCUGAGAUCUUUGUCAUUUUCAAUGGUUUUGCAGCCCUUCCACAGUAUUUGCUGACUUGUUCCCCACUGAAAGGUGUGUAGAUCCUGGAGGAAACAAGCAGGAUCCUCAGUGGGAAUAGAGCAGAACUGUAGCUAUGGUGAAGACCCUCUGAGAACAAAGUCUUAGAUUCAAGAGAAUGCUCUGCUAAGUAAUGUGCUAUGGUCAGAGUGCUUCCUGAAAAGCUCCCUGAAAUAUUUGUGAACAACGGAGUAAGUUAACAUCCUAAAGAGAUUAGGACAAAAUUACCUGUGAAUAGAAGCAGAAGGGAAGGCAUUCCAAAAUACAGUGUAACAUUUAGCUUUAACAUUUAACAUACCUGAUAAUUUGCUUUAAUCCUUAAAGUGAUCUCAGCUUGUGACUAUACACUUGAUGUUUGUGUAGGCUGCCAUUCUUCCACUGCGUUUUCGUAAUCUGACAUACUGCAUAUAUCAGGGAAGCAAAAGAAAUCUGAGUUGUGCCUUUUGAGUCUUAAGUUUUCUUUUGACUUAAGAUAGGAGAAUGUAGCAGAUGAGAGCUGUUUUCUGCUUAGGGACAUGCUGUUAUAUACAGUUAAGACAAACAUGAGGCAAUACUUCAGGAUUUCUUACAAUGGUUGCUGUACAUUUUUUAUUAGUUACUUCAAGCACUGUAGAUGCACAUAUUCAAAAUAAAAAGUAUGAAUGUCA
Messenger RNA from Passer montanus (Eurasian tree sparrow), 3145 nucleotides. RefSeq names its product poly(ADP-ribose) polymerase family member 9 (gene PARP9). NCBI's taxonomy places the organism in Eukaryota, Metazoa, Chordata, Aves, Passeriformes, Passeridae. The transcript has 10 exons. Gene Ontology annotation, cellular component: cytoplasm; nucleus. Bases 218 to 2521 code for a protein of 767 amino acids. Gene Ontology annotation, molecular function: NAD+ poly-ADP-ribosyltransferase activity; ubiquitin-like protein ligase binding; transcription corepressor activity. Gene Ontology annotation, biological process: positive regulation of type II interferon-mediated signaling pathway; negative regulation of gene expression. The record is from RefSeq and is a predicted model, not a curated record.